Monopterus albus (swamp eel) is the source of this 3041-nucleotide messenger RNA. RefSeq names its product phosphatidylinositol 3-kinase regulatory subunit gamma-like. Gene Ontology annotation, molecular function: 1-phosphatidylinositol-3-kinase regulator activity. The record is from RefSeq and is a predicted model, not a curated record. The coding region runs from base 279 to 1682 and encodes 467 amino acids. Gene Ontology annotation, cellular component: phosphatidylinositol 3-kinase complex. The transcript has 10 exons. Gene Ontology annotation, biological process: insulin receptor signaling pathway; phosphatidylinositol phosphate biosynthetic process. NCBI's taxonomy places the organism in Eukaryota, Metazoa, Chordata, Actinopteri, Synbranchiformes, Synbranchidae.
AGGGUUCCAGAGCAGAGCGGAAAAAAGAGGCCAGGACUGACAAUCUAGAAAUAUAAAACAAGUCUUCGGUUAGAUAUGCUUUGUUGAGAGAAUACGUUUGGACUUCGAGAUUUUUUUAUGGAUCUAAGGAGUUUUCUUUUUGUCCACAUAGGACGUGGCGUCUGUGACUGCAUUAAAGUGGCAUAAAUAAGGUUCAUUUGCGGCAAAAGAAACGUGAAUCUUUUAAUAUUGCGCACAAAGACAAAAACAGCAUCCUGGACUACUCUUGGGAAACAGGAAUGGUUUGUCCUUCCGAAGGUUUAUUCUACAUCGAAAUGGAUCAAGCACCUCCAGCUCUCCCUCCCAGGUCAACAAAGCCAGUGUCUUCCACAGUGAACAACAACUGCCUUACGCCACCUGCAUAUUCACUACAGGACGCUGAAUGGUACUGGGGAGACAUAACCAGGGAUGAGGUAAAUGAGCUGCUCCGAGACACACCUGAUGGCUCCUUUCUGGUGCGCGACGCAUCCACAAAGCUGCAAGGAGACUUUACACUGACAUUAAGGAAAGACGGGCACAACAAACUAAUCAAGAUUUACCACCAUGAUGGGAAGUACGGCUUCUCAGACCCUCUCACAUUCAGUUCAGUAGUGGAGCUCAUUUGGCACUAUCAGCACCAUUCGUUGGUGGAAUAUAAUGCCACACUGGAUCUGAUGCUCGCACAUCCUGUGUCCCACUUCCAGCAGGUCAAAGAGGACCGUGUCGACGUCGCUGGAAGAAAACUCAAAGAGGUUCACAGUCAGUAUCAAGAGAAGUCAAAGGAGUUUGAUCGUCUGUAUGAAGCCUUCACAAAGACCUCACUGGAAAUCCAAUUGAAGCGAACAGCAAUUGAGGCCUUUAAUGGGACGAUGCUGAUCUUUGAGAAGCAGUGUCGGGAACAAGAGCGUUACGGAGAGGAGUUUGAAAGGGACAAUCAGUCUGAAGGAACCAACAAAGAUCUGGAGAGCUUUCUGAUAAAUUAUGAAAAGCUGAAGUGCCGACUUGGGGAGAUCUAUGACAGCAAAAUCCAUCUUGAGGAAGACCUCAGAACGCAGGUGGAUGACUACAGAGAGACGGACAGGAAGAUGAACAGCUUGCGGCCUGAUCUCAUCCAAUUAUGCAACAUCAGAGACCAGUACCUAAACUGGCUUAAUCACAAAGGCGUGCGGCAAAAACGUAUAAAUGACUGGCUCGGGAUCCAAAGUGACAGCCUUGAUGACACAUACGUAUUGAAAGGAGACGAAAAGAAUUUGCCACAUCAGGAUGAAACAACUUGGUUUGUUGGUGAACUGAGUCGAACGCAGGCUGAGGAAAUGCUUCAGGGUAAAGCUCCUGGAACAUUCCUGAUCCGCGAGAGCAGCAAACAGGGAUGCUACGCCUGCUCUGUUGUUGUGAAUGAAGAAGUGAAGCAUUGCAUGAUCUACAGCACACCACACGGAUAUGGCUUUGCUGAGCCCUAUGACAUCCACUGCUCAUUGAAAGACCUUGUCCUGCACUAUCGCCUGCACUCCUUAGCGCAACACAAUGACGCCCUGGAUGUUCGGCUGUCACAUCCAGUACACGCUAAAGCUGCAGCCACGCCUUCCCAACACACAGAGGAACAUGGUCUCCUACAGACUCCAAAACACACAGCGGGGCUCCCACCUGCUGCUCCAGAAAUGUAAUCCAACAGAGAAAGACAAAAAAAAAAAAAAAACACGUUUACUGUAUCCUGCGAGAACGACUGCAUCGAGGUGCAUUGUGUAAAAUUUUGCACUACAGUGAUUCCAUCAGUUUUUGUGAAUGGGAUUUCACAAAUUGAAGUGGGACCGGACUUGAAUGUUAGCUUGAAUGUGUUUUUGUUUGUUUUGUUUUUUUCUAAAAGACUUUUGAGGCUUUCAAAAAUGUUUUGUACUUCAUUUAUUGCCGUUUGUUUAAUGGACACCUUUUCAGUUGGGAUGUUGACAACCAGAAGGUUUCUCACUGACAUCAGGUGUUACACCUUUGUUUGACUUCAGCUUUUACAACUAGAGUUGAUUUUGCUGGAGCUGUCCAUUCUCCUAGUUCAAAUGUAUUCAGUUUUGAAUAUAGAUAUAUAUUGGGUUACUAUUACUUAGUGCAUUUGUGAGGGGGAAAUUGUGCUGUAAACAGGCUGAUUCUGUCUUAUCCGUUUGGUGGACCAAACCAUUUCUGGGUAAAUACCACAUGUGAAUAUGUGAAAAGCUGUGGUGCAUCUUGACAAUUUGCUCCUUUCCUAACAGACCUACAUAUACAGUGGAUACGUAUGUAGCAUUAACAUCCUGUAGAAUUCCAUUGUAAGAGCAUACUCAAUGUUACACCCAUUGACCAAAGCACUUAAUAGUGAGUAAUACUACAUCCCUGUUUAGUUCGAUAAUUGUAUUUGGGCAAGAGGAGGGCAAUUUAUGUACACCUGCUGAUGUGCUGAUCAAAACAUAAUCUGAAGUACUGUAUGUUAUAUUCUGUUACUCAAAGAAGUAUAAGCUUUUUUGUAUUCUACAUAUAUUUUUUUCUAUAAACAUGCUACAAGAUGAAAGCUUGAAGAAAGUGCAAUCCAACAGUAUUUCUAUUGUUGCAAUGUGUGACGAUGAUGAUGGUGGUGAAGGUAAUGCUGUUAUGAGAGGUUGACAUUUGCCACAAAAGUGCACUCUCCCUGGUGGUGUUGGUAUGAUGUGGCCUCCGAUGUUUGUGUGAACUGCCAGAGGUCUGGAAGUAUCCUGCCUCCUUUACUUGAACUGUGGCAAUUCUCAAGCUAUGAAUGUUUUUCAUGACAUGCAGCCUGCAUAGCUUAAGAGGAAAGGAAUCCAUGUUGAACUUGGCACAUUUUUCAAGUUUUAGGACAACAGACACUCUGUACAGAGAAACUGUCAAGUGCAUUUCUGAGGUUGGUUUAUGGAAGAAAAGUGAUUAAGCAUCUUAUAAAAAUAUAACUCCAUCGGGGGACUAAGGAAACUCCUCGGGUGAAGCUAAGCAAUGUGAGAUCCUGACCUUUUUCUUGCUGAAAGACAAUAAACUGUUGAGGGUUU